This is a messenger RNA of Rotaria socialis, 1656 nucleotides long. The record is from the annotation of a GenBank genome assembly. Lineage: Eukaryota; Metazoa; Rotifera; Eurotatoria; Philodinida; Philodinidae.
AUGGAAGUUCGUCGUCGAUUAGAAAAUCAAGAAGUGGAGCAAGAAUCAAUAUCAGAAUCAGAAGAAAACCAAUCAAAUGAUCCUCAUCAUUCAUCUGCAUCAUCUGAAUCUUCCGACAAUGAAAAAUCUUCUAGGCAAUUAUCAACAUCAAACCAAAGCGAUUGGAAAAGAGAUAAAAAAAACAUUGGUCUUUUGUUAUUUCUUUAUCUACUACAAGGUAUACCUCUGGGUAUGGCAGCAUCAAUUCCACUCAUAAUUCAAACAUACGGUGCUAGUUGGUCACAACAAGCACUAUUUUCAUUUGCUUUCUGGCCAUUUAGUCUUAAACUUCUUUGGGCACCUAUUGUUGAUGCUUUAUAUUUAAAACGAUUUGGUCGCAGAAAAACAUGGCUUAUACCAAUUCAAUAUAUCAUUGGAUUUGUAAUGAUUCUUCUAUCCUAUUAUAUUAAUGGUAUUCUAGAUGAAUCAGCACCAAUAUCAACUAGUCAUCAUCCCCGUAUUUAUUUUUUAACAUCAAUAUUUUUUGGUUUAUCAUUUUUGGCUGCAACUCAGGAUAUUUGUGUAGAUGGUUGGGCUUUGUCAAUGCUGUCAAAAGAAAAUCUAGGUUGGGCCAGUACUUGUAAUUCAGUGGGUCAAACAGCGGGUUAUUUUUUGGGAAAUGUUGUUUUUCUUGCACUGGAAUCAAAAGAUUUCGCUAAUCGAUUUAUACGUCAACCAUUACAUAUGGAAUUACAAAUAACUGGAUUGAUUACAUUACCUGGUUUUCUUCUCUUCUGGGGUAUUAUUUUCGCAAUAUCAACAACAUUAGUUGCAUUAUUCAAACAUGAAGUAGACGAAACAAUUGUUUCAAAUGAACCGCACUUUGGCCUUGUUGACACUUAUAAGGUUCUCCUGAAAGUUCUUCGUUUACCAUCAAUUCGUAGUAUGGCAGUGAUCUUAUUAACCAUCAAAAUUGGUUUUUCUGCCGUAGAUUCAAUGACGGGACUUGAAUUAAUUGAACGUGGCGUUAAAAAAGAUUCAUUAGCUUUAUUAGCCAUUCCAUUAACACCAUUGGAAAUUUUAUUACCAUUCUUCAUUGCAAAAUAUACAACUGGACGAAAACCAUUGAAUGUAUUUGCUAAUUCACAUCCAUUCAGAUUAUUCCUUGGUAUUAUCAUGGCUCUAUUUGUUUAUUUUACACCAUCAUUUCAAAAUUAUAAUAAAACAUUCCCUUGGUAUUAUUAUGCGUUAGCUAUUCUAAUAUUUAGCAUACAACAAAUAUUUGUAUACAGUAUGUUUGUUUCUCAAAUGGCAUUUUUUGCACAGGUUAGCGAUCCAAAAAUAGGUGGAACAUACAUGACAUUACUUAAUACAUUAACAAAUCUAGGUUCUAGUUGGGUCUCAACAGCUGUUUUAUACUCUGCUGAUUUUCUAACAUGGAAAAAAUGUACACUAAGUGAUGGUGGUUGUCGAACACCAGCUGACGAAAAAAAUUGUGCCAUGUUAGGUGGCAUUUGUCGACCGUUUAUUGAUCCAUAUUAUAUAGCCGUAGCAAUAUCUACCAUAGCCGGAAUUAUUUGGAUUAUAUGGAAAUAUCAAACGAUGAUGCGUUUACAAGAUCUACCAAUAAGUUCAUGGAAAGUACCCGAUGAAAAUCCGAAAAAGAAAUCAUUGUGA